This is a messenger RNA of Penicillium macrosclerotiorum, 993 nucleotides long. RefSeq lists its product as uncharacterized. NCBI's taxonomy places the organism in Eukaryota, Fungi, Ascomycota, Eurotiomycetes, Eurotiales, Aspergillaceae. The annotation marks the transcript as partial. The transcript has 2 exons. Gene Ontology annotation, molecular function: arylformamidase activity. The record is from RefSeq and is a predicted model, not a curated record.
UCAACAAACACCAUGGCUGGAACCGCGCCCUUACCCGAGAAAUUCGAUGAUCUCCCCGACAAACGCCGAUAUUGGCCCGCGGUCCCGGGUUCAGAAGAAGAAGGCCUAGGUAUGCUGCGCCUUCUCACGCCGGAUGUGGUCGCAGAAGCUGCGCGGACGCAGAUUCAAACUGGCGAGCGCGUUUGUGUGAAUUGGGAUAUCGAGAAUUUAAGCCCUCCAGGAUUUGGUCGUAAGCCAUUCGAACAUCGCAUCAAGUGGGUCGCUGAAGGGGUCGCGUUCGACGACGAAUAUCACUUCAAUCCUCAGCAGUCCUCGCAGUGGGAUGGCUUCCGCCAUCACAAUGCACCCGCGCCGACUCCAGAAAAUCCUGAGCGGCGUGUCUUCCAUGGCGGCACUACUGCCGAGGAAAUCAAAGACACCGACUCGCCCCGCAUUGGAAUUGGGUACUGGGCUAAGAAGGGCAUUGCGGGCCGUGGCGUUCUCAUUGACUACGUCUCGUACGCCGAGAAAAAAGGUAUCCCUGUGAACGCGCUCACGCGGCAGAUGAUCUCGCUGGACGAGGUUCAGGAGAUUGCGCGCGAGUGCAAUAUUUCCUUCCAAAAAGGCGAUAUCUUCUUCCUCCGUGUCGGCCUGCCAGCAACGUGGGCGGCAAUGUCUUCCGAGGAACGAAAGUCGUAUAGUGAGCAGCCAAUGCCGCAACACGCUGGUAUCGAGCAGAGUGAACGCGUCCUGCGGUUCAUGUGGGACAACCACUUUGCGGCCGUAGCAUCAGACGCAGUGAGCUUUGAGGUGUUCCCAGCGUUGAAUCCGGAGUUUGAUCUACAUCAUUAUUUGCUGGCGGGCUGGGGAGUUCCGAUUGGUGAAAUGUUUGAUCUGGACGAGUUGGCGGCGACUUGCAAGAGGCUGGGCCGAUGGAGCUUUUUUAUCUCGAGCAGCCCGCUGAAUUGCGCGCGUGGUGUGUCAAGUCCACCGAAUUGUAUGGCGAUUUUCUAG